AUGCCCCAAAACAUAUUUGGAUCAAUGUUGGACCAUCCUAGCAAGUGUGGCAACCGGUUCCGGUUCUGGCCACCCUCGGAACCGGUUCCACGAGUGGUUCCAAUUGUAAACAAACACUUUGGUGGGUCCGGUGGUGCUGGUGAUUCUAGGACGCAAAGCAAAGCCGACGGUGGCAGCAGCCAGGAAUCGGACGCGGAAACCUUCGUGAGCCAAACAGCAGCAGCGGAACGCCUUCGAAGGAGGGUGGUGCGGGUGCGGGACGAGGUGAAGUGCUCAAAAAGGGCAAGGCGAGCUUCCUGCAGGAACUGCAGCUGUUCCACGGCCGGAAUGGGAUGGGAGGUAGGAAUGUGGAUUCGCACCGGUUGUAUUCGGUGGUGGUGGCCCGGGAUUGGUGAUUGAAGGUCAAUUCCCGCGAGGACUGUAACGAGAUCAUCGAGGAGAUGGUGCUGCCGAAGAGUUGCGUUAACAACGAGAUUGCAAUGAAGACGAUAAACAUACGGUUUUUGGACAAGUACGAGACAGGUGAUUUUUACGGUGAGGAGAAGGAGCCGACGAAGAGGAGGACGAGAAGCGAGAUAAUCGGAGGUAGCCAGAGCGGAUGUUGCACUCGGUGCCGGCGGUUUACAACACCUGUGACCCUGUGAGUAAUGAGAAUGUGUACAGUGGCUUGCCAACUUCACUUACUUCCAUCUCUUUUUUCUAACUUGUCGUACGUGCAUUUUGGGCCAAAUUG
This is a messenger RNA of Culex quinquefasciatus (southern house mosquito), 733 nucleotides long. RefSeq lists its product as uncharacterized. Lineage: Eukaryota; Metazoa; Arthropoda; Insecta; Diptera; Culicidae. Bases 1 to 399 code for a protein of 132 amino acids. The record is from RefSeq and is a predicted model, not a curated record. The transcript is spliced from 3 exons.